Messenger RNA from Cuscuta campestris, 1584 nucleotides. Lineage: Eukaryota; Viridiplantae; Streptophyta; Magnoliopsida; Solanales; Convolvulaceae. The record is from the annotation of a GenBank genome assembly.
CGCACCAGGGGAAACUUCUUUGUCCUGGAUCUAUCACAACUUUGCUUUCUUCGUUCCAGGAAAAUCGGCGAAGAAGGAACCCCAGGAAAAUCUCGGAUCUAUCGCGCCCAAACAGAAGCUUCCUUCUUCGUCCAGGAUCUAUCGCGUGCAAAACAGGUAUCUUUCUUCCAUCUUCACUGAGGAAACACUCAAAAUUAGGUAUGUUUCGAAAAUUUUAUGUAUAAUCGAACUAAAUCCGGGAUUGAUAUUACGUUUCUUUCCAAAACAGUAUUUUAAUUUUUCAUUUUUGAAAAAAAAACUCAAAUCAUACGCUGAUUCUUCGCGUCAAUUAUGAAAUCUACAUCCGCUUAUUCAUCAGCUUCAAUUCGAGAUCCAGGUUUGUUUCCAAAAUUCAUAUGCAAUUCUUAUUCAAUUCAUAACUUCGUUUAUUCAGAUUCUGGCCUCUCGAAUUCCAUAUACCCUUCCGAAUCUGGGUUCCCGAUUUCACCAAAUGUUUUUGCUAAAAUCAUCUAUUAUGAAUCCUGGCUUGAUUAGAACUGUAUUACGUGUAAUUACAUUAGGGAAAUUGACAAUUACUUCAAUGGUUUCAAGCAGCUGAAAGGCAUGUUUCUGCUUUGGAAACACAUGCCACGCCAUCUGAUGAUUGGCUACUUGAUGGGGAACCUAUGACUAACGAUCUGCAGGAAUAAAAUACAAUAGUGAUUAUCCUCCAACUGCAGAAGCUUAUCAAAAACUGCUGCAGGAGAAUGUUUUACCUCUCAUAUAUCUCUUCUUCACAUGAAUUCCCAGACGAAGAAAGCCACUCAACAUCUAAAAAAUUUGAAAAGUUGGAAUCUGUGCGUUCAAGUGACUGCUCAUCUUGGGUUUCCAUGAAAAGCACCUUGCCAGACAUAGUGGGGGUAUACCUGUAUAUGAAGCAAAGUGAUACUAUUUUAAUGAAUUGCUCAAAGUUUGCAGGAGAGAAAAUUAGAGUUGGAAGUGGUAGAACGUAGAAGAAUAGACAUCACACAUUAUGACAGAUCACUUAGAAGUUUGGCAGGGUAAUCUGCUAAUUCUUCGCAAAGAUUAUUCCCCAAAGUUACGCAGAUUUUUCCCGAUUAUUCUUCGCCAAAGGAAGGAGUUCUACACCCACUCAUUAUUCCUUGCCGAGAAUCCUUAAUUCCGAAUGAAAACAUAGUGAAUGGAAACAUGAAAUUUACGCCGGCUAUCUUCUCUUCUUCGCCGAAAAUUCAGAUCUGAUUCCCUUCUCCUUCUCCUUCUCCUUUGUUUAUCCAUGGAUAUCAAGGCAAAAAGUUGUAAUUCCACGUUCUGCAUCAACAGCGGUCAGACCAAGAAAGCUGUCAUCGGAUCAAUAAUGAAGUGGAAUUACUUGGUAAGCUAUUAUUAUCAAAAUUCUUAUUAUUAAAUAGAGAAGAGAAAUUGUAUUAUUGGUCAGAUUGUAUUCUUUUCUGAUUUUUAAUCCUAUGCCAUAUUAGCAGAAUUCUAUUUAUACAUACAAAUUUCUCUAAUUUUCCUUCAAAUGUCGGAUCUAGAGAUUGUUUGGUAGUUGUUAUCCCAAGUCCCAACAUUCAUGCACCAUCUUAA